UCUGACGUACUCAUCACCUCAGCCAUAUCUGUAUUGCCUCCCUCCCCAUCCAAUCCGAUCCGCAUCGCAGCCAUCAACCGCCUGCCUCCUGUCCGUUCACCAUGAGCUCACCGGAGAACGAUCGCGUGCUGGAUAAUCUGUGGACAACCGAGGACGAGUCGUUCGAAGUGCAGAUGCCGGACUUCCAUUUUGAUUGGGGAUUGGAGAAAGGAAAAACCGCAGAUCAAGGAAUUAAGGCCCCUACGGCGUCCUUACGCUCUCUAUCCAUCAACGAAAUCACCCCACCCCUUCCUAGUGGCUCUUCAUCCACCUCUACCCCUCCUCAUUCCACCAUAUCGGCAAGAUCUUCAAUAUCUUCUGCCCAGAUAUUACCCAAAAGGGAUAUCUCUAAUGCGUCGUCAUCACCUCAUAUACCCACUCCUCCUGGAAGCAUCGCCAAUCCCGGCCAUCGAUCAUUAUCUGCUCAAAACUUCGCCAAUUCUGGAGGAAGUUCCGGCGGGGAGUCUAGCGGUGAACGGGGCAAAACUUAUGGUGGCCGCAAGUUCCAGCGCGUAGUGUCUGCCCCAAUAUCGCCCGAAAAUGGGACGGAUACGGAAGGAGUAGAAUUUCAAGUUUCAGGAAAUGUUUGCUCAAGAUCUGAAAGUAUAACCAAUCCACAUACUGCCACGAUACGCCCUCCGCAUACACAGCUACCGUCUGCACCACUUGUUGAUGCGUCGACAGUUGCGAGUCGUUCAAAUCUCGUAACGCCCGCUCUCCCCGAGCGCACUUUACCAUUUGCUAGGUCGACGGUGAGGCGUUUGGGCGGGCUUUCUAAAUUUGGUGGGCCUGCAAGACGUGUUAUAUUACCUCAGGGAAGUGAGGAUGUCCAGGUUCAGGAAAGUGGGGAUGUCAAUGAGCUGCAAGGAAGGCACAGCUCUGCCCCAAUCAAUCCCCCACCCCAAGGGCCCCCGGACGUUUAUUGUUCAUCGGAUCAAGCAAUCGUUUCCCCAACUGCGACAGCCGGAUGCGAAAGUCGGUUGACGAACAUAUCACAUCCAGACGAUCGACCAGUAAAACCAGCGCGCAAACCGGUAAACCAAAGCGUACAUGAAAUAAAUGAAUCAAUUCACGAGCCGAUGGCUUUAGCUACUCAAUCGCAAGCGGAACAUGGGGUAUCACGUACAUCGGCGGCCGUACCUUCAGAAGGAGAGGACAGACUAUUUCGGCCUUUCGGUAAACUGGAAGAAACUCUGCGACCUGUCGCUGGUCCCUCGAAGGCGUCAGGCCUCAUGUAUAUGGACUCUUUGCCAGAAACAGGGCCGGAAGUUCGGGGCAUUCAGAUUAACAACCCGCGUUCGUCUGAUGUCGGAAAACCAGCCAGUCCUCCCUAUCGCAACCUUCGUGCUGCCCGCCCGCCACCGGUCGCUGAGUCACGCAGAAAUGCCCCGAUGGUAUCAACUGCUACCGUUGUUAAUGCACCUGCGUCUCAUCCUGCGAUGCCAUCAGAGAUAUUGCAACCCCAGCCUACUCAAAGCGCUCCGCAAGGCAAAACUUUAUUUCAUGUGAACGGAGUCCCAUACGAAAGAUUACAACGCUUGGGAAAGGGCGGCUCGUCGACUGUUUAUUCUGUCCUUUAUUCGGGUCCUAAAAAAAGAAUCAUCUAUGCUCUUAAGGUAGUACAACUCGACCGUGCGGACUCCGAAACAUAUCAAAGCUACACAAACGAAAUCGAGCUUUUGAAGCGUCUCCGUGGACACGAUCGUGUUAUUCAGCUCAUCGAUCAUCAAAUAACCUUCAACCAACAUAAUCGCCCUCAUCGUUUGCUGAUGGUCAUGGAAUGCGGCGAGAUUGAUUUUGCAGCGUUGCUAGAUGAGCAACGGGGGAAAGCAAUUAAUAUGAACUUUGUCGGUUUAUAUUGGGAGCAAAUGCUUGAAGCUGUCCAAGCCGUCCACCGCGAGAAUGUUGUUCAUACAGAUUUGAAACCGGCGAACUUUGUUCUCGUGAAGGGGCGGUUGAAAAUCAUUGAUUUUGGCAUUGCAAAAGCAAUAGCAAAUGACACUGUCAAUAUUCAGCGCGAUCAGCAAAUUGGCACCGUAAACUACAUGUCACCUGAGGCUAUUCAAAGAAUGAACAAUCAGAAGGUAUUGAAGUUAUCCUAUCCCAGCGAUGUUUGGUCACUUGGUUGUAUCCUUUACCAAAUGAUUUAUGGUAGCCCCCCCUUUCAACAUGUUAGUGGAGGACCACUGGCGAAAAUGGGUGUGAUCGCAGAUCCCAACCACGUCGUCACAUAUCCAGAAGUGGCUGUACCCAAGGCAGCAGUUGGAUUCAGUCUUGAUGGUCAUCCUACAGACCCCGCAAGUCUAUCAGUCCCUGUCAGCCCGUCCGCCAUUGAUUCAAUGAAGCGAUGCCUAGCAUAUCGCAAAGAGCAUCGACUGACAAUACCUGAAUUAUUGCAACAUGAGUUUCUAAAGCCAAGAAUAAGAGCUCCAGCUGUUCCUCCAGGAUCUACUCCAAUAACACAAUAUCAGAUGGAGCGACUGGUCAACUUUAUACUAUCGGAGAAUGGCCUACCGGAACUGUCAGAAGGCAAUCAUACAGCUGAGGAUCUAUUCUCUCAGUUGGAAGCUCAAAACGCACUGUCUAGAUGAUUGGUCCCGUCCUACUGACCCUUUUCACCUCAGCUGCGGCUGCGGUAACAGGCGUCGCAUCUAACUUAUUUUUCAUCCCAUCUGCACCGUUGUAAAUUCCGGAUCACUCACUUGGACUGUAGUACAUUAUUCUUCCCGUAUUCUUCUGGCGGUUUUGUGGCAUUAUUGUGCAUUGGACAUAUAGUAGUUAACCACGUCUUGUCUGCUUAUGCAUGGCAUCAUAAUGAUGUCAAGAUCCACA
Messenger RNA from Cryptococcus deneoformans JEC21, 2871 nucleotides. RefSeq lists its product as hypothetical. The transcript is spliced from 10 exons. Gene Ontology annotation, molecular function: protein serine/threonine kinase activity; ATP binding; protein serine/threonine/tyrosine kinase activity. Bases 102 to 2630 code for a protein of 842 amino acids. Gene Ontology annotation, biological process: chromosome segregation; protein localization to kinetochore; mitotic spindle assembly checkpoint signaling. NCBI's taxonomy places the organism in Eukaryota, Fungi, Basidiomycota, Tremellomycetes, Tremellales, Cryptococcaceae. The record is from RefSeq and is a predicted model, not a curated record. Gene Ontology annotation, cellular component: nucleus; kinetochore; spindle.